Molecule: messenger RNA, 903 nt
Organism: Yamadazyma jaroonii
Lineage: Eukaryota; Fungi; Ascomycota; Pichiomycetes; Serinales; Debaryomycetaceae
Source: the annotation of a GenBank genome assembly
AUGUCAAUGAGUCCUCAAGAGUUCACAAGCAGAAGAAUCAGUAAAAGAACCACUGAGUUCAAUAUGUUGGUCAUUGGAGAGAACGGAACGGGAAAAAAACUGUUCAUCAACACUUUAUGUGAACAAACAGUUUUUGAACUGUCAAUUUCAGAACCCUCCGACAGUUAUAUUGGCUUCAGUAAUCGGGAAGUUAUGAUGGUUAAGCAUUCACCUAUCAGAUUGAACGUGUAUUUGACCAAAAACUUCCGUUAUAAUUUGAAUAACGAUACCAACAAUGAAGAAAUCAUGAAAUUUCUUGUUUCUCGGUUCGAAACCAAAUUGGUUGAAGAGUCUAAGACCACCAGAACCAAGCAAGAUAAUCUCAUUCAUCUCGUUGUGUUUCUCAUGGAGCCCAGAGGGAAAAAGUUGAAAAACUCCGAUAUCUCACUAAUUAGAAGUAUCCAGAAAUACGCUAAUGUCAUGGUAAUCAUCACCAAGGGUGACUUGAUGACUGAGGAUGAUAAGAAGGUACAAAAGCAAUUGAUCAAUCUGUCGAUUGAGGAGAAUGGCUUGAAAACCUAUGAUUUCUCGUUGUAUGAGGAAGAUCCAGAUACCUUGAAGUAUUUGACCUACUUGCAACACAAACAACCAUUCACUGUGAUCAAUUCCAACAAUUGCAGUCUUCAUACUGCCAGUUCCAGCCAUAACACUACCAGUUCCAGUCAUAACACUGCCAGUUCCAGUCAUAACACUGCCAGUUCCAGCUAUCAAAUGCGUACCACCAAUUUCAACAUCGAUAUCGCCAAACACAGCGAUUUCAGUCUCUUAAGAGAUAUCAUCUUCGAGAUGAACUUGUCAGAGUUUAAAGAUGUUACAAAUAACUAUAUUUAUGAAAGGUUUAGAACUGAAAAAUUAACAAAUUGA